AUGCUCAGCGAGGAACUAUCCACUGAUAUGGAUAACUCAGCGUCUCUUCGGCCUCACGUUUCGGAGAGCGAGAAUGGAAGGGGUACUGAGAAGACUAGAAGAGGAACAGAAGGAGGCAGUCCUUCAGCUCCCCAGUUCCUAGGACGAGCUAACAUCCAGCUGCAAGAUGCCAUAUUAGAUUUUGAGCAGACGUCGGCCGCGAUCCCGACCACGCUGACGACGGCGCGCGCGGCCAGGCGGAAAGAGUACAGGACUGCGAUCGAGACCUUUGUCGCAGACAUAGUCCGCCGCGCCAAGGACGUCGAGACGCUGAUCGCCGCUCUCCCGAGCAAGAACGACAGUGCUGGUCGGGCCGAGAUGGCGCAGGCAAACGCCGAGUACAAGGACGCGCUCGCUGAGGCGGAGGCGCUCCUUGGCGAACUCAGAGACACGCUCAAGGUCACGCUCGGCGAUGGGACGGAGCGUAAUGUGCCCAGUCUGAAGAAUGCCGUUGCGGCGAUGUGA
This is a messenger RNA of Trichosporon asahii var. asahii CBS 2479, 504 nucleotides long. RefSeq lists its product as uncharacterized. The record is from RefSeq and is a predicted model, not a curated record. Gene Ontology annotation, cellular component: mediator complex. Lineage: Eukaryota; Fungi; Basidiomycota; Tremellomycetes; Trichosporonales; Trichosporonaceae. The transcript is spliced from 6 exons. The coding region runs from base 1 to 504 and encodes 167 amino acids.